Molecule: messenger RNA, 1413 nt
Organism: Liolophura sinensis
Lineage: Eukaryota; Metazoa; Mollusca; Polyplacophora; Chitonida; Chitonidae
Product: acid-sensing ion channel 1-like
Exons: 8
Coding region: 1-1413 (470 amino acids)
Biological process (GO): sodium ion transmembrane transport
Cellular component (GO): plasma membrane
Molecular function (GO): ligand-gated sodium channel activity
Source: RefSeq, a predicted model, not a curated record
AUGGCGGAUAACAAAUCUGGUCAGACCGAUGGAAAUAAUGGCCUGUCAAUAAAGGCCUUCACCCAAGAUACUUCUAUGCACGGGUUGAAAUACGUCACCGCAGAGGGAUACAUCAUUCGCAGGUUAUUCUGGGCGAUAGCUGUAGUGGGCAUGGGAGCCACGUUGAUAUACAUGCUCUGCGCUCAGAUGGUUUUAUUCUGGUCUCGCCCUAUCCUAACCAAAUACUCCAUCGGCGAGGCAACCGUCUUGGACUUUCCCGCAGUUACCAUCUGCAACACCAACGGCAUCAACACCAAGUAUUUCUCUCCUGACGAAAAACUGCGCAACUAUCUCUAUGACACGGGACAUCUGGGGAUAAUUUCCCAGCCUAUAAACUGGAGCGACCCGUUCUACAGCACUUGGAAAAUGGACGAGGAUUUCAUGAGGAAUGUUGCCAACAGACUCGAAACUAUGAUAUUCCUUGCUUAUUGGCGAGGGGGAGUGAUCAACGCUAGCGAAUAUUUUACAGAGAGGAUCACACCUAACGGAGUCUGCUACACCUUUAACGACCUGACUCAGGGAAACGGGCGAGAGGUCCUUAAAUCACAGAUCACGGGGAGCUUAGCCGGGCUCGUUGUCGCCCUGAACGUCGAACAGGACAGCUAUUACUACGGCAAAUUCAACAUGGCUGCCGGUGUCAAGGUAGUUCUACAUGAUCCGCACGAAGAGCCCGAUGUAAUGUCUCUUGGCUUCACAAUACCGCCAGGGUAUACCAGUUACAUAUCCAUGCGCCAUCAGACGAACACGUACUUGCCCAAACCCUAUAAGGCUUUCACGGAUGGCUACUGCGUGGAAAGUCAUCUUGCGGAGUUUGAAAACCCGCUGCAGUACUACACGACAUACAGCCAGUUCGCCUGUCUGAUGGAAUGUAAAGCGGAAGUCAUGGUUCAAAAAUGUGGAUGCAGAACUUUCGAUUUGCCAGGAAAUGUAAGCGUGUGCACUCUGAAAGUGGCAAAGGAAUGCGCAAUUCCAGCAAACGAGGCAUUCUUCUUAGAUCCCAAGUACAAACAAAGUUGUAAUUGUCCUAAACCAUGUGUUGUGAAGAGCUACAAAACCCAACUAUCAAUGGCUUAUUUCCCAGCGGAUGGUGUUCAGAACUACUGGAAACUGCACACAGACAUCAGGAAUAACUUUUUAGAACUGAGACUGUUCUACCAGGAAAUGGAGUUUGACCAUACUGAACAGGUGCCGGAGUACACACUGGAAGGAAUUCUGGCCAAUCUGGGUGGACAAAUGGGUUUGUUUCUUGGUGCCAGUGUCCUGACAGCGACGGAACUGGUGGAAUUCUUCCUCCUACAUCUACUGGUCAUCAUUCACAAGUUGAAACGUCCUUUUACUGGUACCCGUGUGGAAACUUUGCGCCCAGAGAAAUAA